This is a messenger RNA of Strongyloides ratti, 2037 nucleotides long. Its product is annotated as Cell division cycle protein 16 homolog. Gene Ontology annotation, biological process: cell division. The record is from RefSeq and is a predicted model, not a curated record. The coding region runs from base 1 to 2037 and encodes 678 amino acids. Lineage: Eukaryota; Metazoa; Nematoda; Chromadorea; Rhabditida; Strongyloididae. The transcript is spliced from 4 exons. Gene Ontology annotation, molecular function: protein binding.
AUGGUUGGAACAACAAAAACUCCAAUUAAAAGGACUGCUCAAUCAUCAGUUUCACCAUCCUCCAGAGGGCAGCCAAAGCCAAAAAAAUCCAGGUUAAGGACGUCAAAGACUAGUAAAACAUUUGCAGAUGAACUUUUGGCACUUCAGAUUUCCGAAGGAAAUCCAAAAAUGUUUGAUGAAAAAAUAGAAAAAUGUUUAAAGAAUGAUCAAAUGAAUAGUGCCAUUUUUUGGGCUGAUAAAAGUGGACCAAUGUUUAGAGAUAUUGCACAAUUUGUAAGAACUCUUUCUGCUGCUCAAUGUUGGAUGAGGAUUUCAGAUUAUCUUACAUCUCAAGAUUGUAUAUUUUCACAUCUUGCUUUGACAUAUUAUUAUGUUAACUCAUUAUGGCAUCAAAAUAUGCAUAAUGAAAUUGUUCUGUUACCACUUGCUCUUAUUGGAAAAUGGGAAGGUGUUCCAGAGGUUUCUUUUGAACCACAUGUAACAAAAUACAAAAAAGAAUCAUACUAUCCAACUGCUGAUGACAAAACUGCAUUAGAUAAAAUGGUUAAAGAAUAUGAUUUAGAGGCAGCUUUAUUACUUUUAUUAGCUAAGGCAUGUUUUUUAAAUUGCCUAAAAUUAGAUAUUUGUUGUUAUGAAGCAUGGGAUUUUGUUCUUAAAUAUCAUCUUUUAAAAAGAGAAGAAAUUGAUAAAUUACUAAGUGAUAUCCCUGAUAAUUGCCCAGAUAUUAUUGAGGUAAUGCGAAUAUAUGUGGAAUCUUAUCAAAAUCAACCACCAGUAAGGCCUAUAAAUGAUUUUGAAUUUGGAAUCAUUGAUGAAAAUGAUUGGUAUGCAAUGAGAUUAUUUGGUCCACAAAAAGAAAAGAAAUGGCUUCAAUUGAAUGCACCACGACCUGGAAAUGCCAGAGAUGGUCAAUUAAGAUAUACAAAACCUAAAAAAGCUGAUAGAAAAGAUUCUACUUCAAUAUUAGAAAAUCCUGCAUUAAAAGAAAGAUUGUCUAAAAAUCAAAAAGCAUUAAGAAUUCAUGAUAAAUUAGCUGGGGAUGUAGAUAUGAUAACGAUAAAAGCAAUGAAAUAUUAUAAUGCUGGUGAGAAUCAAAGAUGUUUAGAGAUAACUCAGGAAUUAUAUAACAAAUACGGUUUUAAUUCAUUUUUUUUUCUCCUUCAUUUAGCUGUAUUAACAGAAAUGAAAAAAAGUGAACAAUUAUUUGUUAUUUCUCAUGAGCUAGUAGACAAAUGUUCUGAAGGUGAAGUUGCAUGGUAUGCAGUGGGAUGUUAUUAUAUUUCAAUUGAACAAUAUUUUGCUGCUAAACAAUAUUUUAAUAAGGCAAUUCUAAUGAAUCCAAAUUUUGGUGAGGGAUGGAUGGCUAUGGGUCAUGCAAAUUCUUUAGGUGGAGAACAUGAACAAGCAUUAAAUUGUUAUUUUAGAUGUCAUAGAUUAUUAGAAGGUUCCUGGGAACCUUUAAUGUAUAUUGCUGUUCAACAUAUGAAAACUCAUAAUUUAUGUUUGUCUCAAAAUUUUUUAAAAGAUGCUAUGCGAUUAUCACCUGGAAAUAUAAUGAUUUUAAUAGAAGAUGGUGCAAUGCAUUAUAGUAAAGAUUUAUUUGAGGAUCUUGAAAGGGCUAUGUAUAUUUGGACACAAGCUUUACAUAUUGUAAUGGGAAAUCCAGAUGGUCCAUCAAAGUUAGAACAUACAUAUUUAAGAGGAUAUCUUGAUUCUCCAAUAUCCCCAAGAUGGGAAGUAUUAUUAAAUAAUCUUGGACAGGUUUGUAGACGACUAUGUCGUUACAAAGAGUCAGUAUUGUUUCAUAGAAAGGCAAUAUCAAUGGAAUGUAGAGAUGUAUCAAAUUUAGUUUCAAUGGCAUUGAGUUAUGCUGGAUUACGAAAAUUUGAAAAAGCAUUAGAUCUUCUUCAUGAAGCUGCAACAAUUACACCAAGUGGAACAGCACAAAGUGGUAUAGCUGUCAGUUGUAUUGAAGCAAUAGUCCCAUACUACUUAUAUGAUGCAGGUGUUGAAAAAGACUUAAAAAUACAAUUUUAA